GCCAGCAAAUUAAGGCUCCGGGCAGCGGGCGCCCAGGCGCAGUGUUGGUCGCGCCUUGCUGCUCUCUGCACAGCAGCCAUCCGCCUCCCAGGUUUCCGCGCCCUCGGGAGUCCGCGGCGGGUCGUCACCUCCCGGGGACCUUGGCCACUCCGCGGUCCCCAGCAGGGGAGGGAGGGCGAACUUGGCGUGGGUACCGGAGACCCCCCAGUUUUGCGCAGUUGAUGCGUGGCGUGCCCCCCUAGCUUGCACACCAUUUUGAGUGCGUGGAUGGUCCCCACCCUGAAAUCUUUGCGGCUUCCCGGCUUUCCUCUCCUCCCGGAGAGGCCAUCCUAGAGCCCCAGAGACGUGGGGACGGACUGCUCAGGACUCCCCAGUUCCUCUCUGACAGCUCUCGGGAACUUUGGGGUUGCCUUUCGAGUCUUUGUUUCCCUCGGAGGAAGCUGGACUGCGUUUUGGCAGGCCCGGUCCCUGAGCAGGACCGUGCGCUGGGGACCAUGGAGUUCACGGCGUCGCCCAAGCCCCAGCUAUCCUCUCGAGCCAAUGCUUUCUCCAUUGCCGCGCUCAUGUCCAGCGGCGGCCCCAAGGAGAAGGAGGCAGCAGAGAACACCAUCAAACCCCUUGAACAAUUUGUGGAGAAGUCGUCCUGUGCCCAGCCCCUGGGGGAGCUGACCAGCCUAGAUGCCCACGCGGAGUUCGGCGGCGGGGGCAGCAGCCCUUCCUCGUCCUCUCUGUGCACAGAACCACUGAUCCCCACCACUCCCAUCAUCCCCAGCGAGGAGAUGGCUAAAAUCGCCUGCAGCCUGGAAACGAAGGAGCUCUGGGACAAAUUCCACGAACUGGGCACGGAGAUGAUCAUUACCAAGUCGGGAAGGAGGAUGUUCCCGACCAUCCGGGUAUCAUUUUCUGGAGUGGAUCCUGAGGCCAAGUACAUAGUCCUGAUGGACAUCGUCCCGGUGGACAACAAGAGGUACCGCUAUGCCUACCACCGGUCCUCCUGGCUGGUGGCCGGCAAGGCUGAUCCUCCCCUGCCAGCCAGGCUCUAUGUGCAUCCAGACUCUCCCUUUACUGGGGAACAGCUCCUCAAACAGAUGGUGUCUUUUGAAAAGGUGAAGCUCACCAACAAUGAACUGGAUCAGCAUGGCCAUAUCAUUUUGAAUUCAAUGCAUAAGUACCAGCCGAGAGUGCACAUCAUAAAGAAGAAAGACCACACGGCCUCCCUGCUCAACCUGAAGUCAGAAGAAUUCCGAACCUUCAUCUUUCCAGAGACAGUUUUCACGGCAGUCACGGCCUACCAGAACCAGCUGAUAACCAAGCUGAAAAUAGACAGCAAUCCAUUUGCCAAAGGAUUCCGGGACUCGUCCAGACUCACAGACAUUGAAAGGGAGAGUGUGGAGAGCCUGAUCCAGAAGCACUCCUAUGCUCGGUCACCCAUCCGCACCUAUGGAGAAGAGGAUGUACUGGGAGAGGAGAGUCAGACAACUCCAAAUCGAGGAUCAGCCUUUACAACAUCUGACAAUUUGUCUCUCAGUUCCUGGGUAUCAUCGUCUUCCAGUUUUCCUGGAUUUCAGCAUCCACAGCCCCUGACUGCUCUUGGCACCAGCACAGCGUCCAUAGCAACACCCAUUCCUCACCCUAUCCAGGGCUCUCUGCCACCGUAUAGCCGCCUGGGAAUGCCUCUGACCCCAUCUGCGAUUGCCAGCUCCAUGCAGGGAAGUGGCCCCACGUUCCCUUCGUUCCACAUGCCUAGAUACCAUCACUACUUCCAGCAGGGGCCCUACGCUGCCAUCCAAGGACUACGCCACUCCUCCGCUGUGAUGACUCCGUUUGUAUGAUUCUUCGGAGAGUGGGGGAAGCCAGGUCCAGGAUGUGCAAAUGGGUAUGAAAAUAUAAGAGAGGGUUGGGUGGGUGGGAUGUGGGGUACUGGAACAGGGGCUCUCCACGGAACACAGGACUCGUUAACGAGGAGAGCCGGACUCACAGAAAAACCUACUUGUAAGGGAGUGCACCAUGGGCCAGGAUUCAUCUGUACUUGGAUCCAGGAGAGAAUCAGUGUGAAGUUUAGCCAGCCUACUCCUACAACUCAUAGGAUAUCAUUUUACCCAGAAAGCUUAAUAAUCGAAGGCAAAGGAAUCUGAAGGUGCAUUAUUCCCAAUGCUUAGAAGUUCUGUUGUUGUGGUACUGUAUAAAAUCCGAGUGUAUAGGUUUCUUUCUGCUUUUAACAGGUUCAAAGCAUCGUCCAGAAGGCAAUACUUUAUAGCAUAUCAACAUGACUAACUCAAGUCCAUUUCUCCCAAUAGAAAAUGGGAGCCAGUAGUGAAAUGUUUGUAGAGCUAUAGCUUACGCAUGUUUAGUUUUCUUUCUGUCGGUUCACCGGGGAAGGGGCAGAGUCGGUGCUAAUAUAUCCUGUGGGGUGAAUGAAUAUGUGGUAAUGCCUUUAUCAAGUUCCUGCCAUAUCCACAGGCCAUAAUGCCAUAAACUCUGUCUUCAGUCCUUUUUUUCUUCCCAAUAAUUUUUCCCAAGAAAAAUUGCAACAGUUUUUAGUUAUGCAAUGAAAACCCUCUGUAUGCUAUUUUAAAGCAAAAAGCUCUGUUACUAUCAGAGCUUGGCUUUUGUGGGGCUGCGUUCUCAACAGGCUGCUGGCAUAGCCAUUGACACCAAUCCAGAGCCGUGCAUGGAUGGGUUAGGCUCUCUUUGCCCAAUUAAAAUCUGGUGAUUCUCUUCUGAGGAGAAUUUCUCUGCCAUGCCAUGGGAGCCAAAGUCCCCUUAAUUUUCCCUCCAGUGUCAUCUGGAGCUCUUUUGCAUAUGAAAACACUUCGAGCCAAAUUCUGAUGUUUUUUUAUAUAGAUAUAUAAAUGUGGUUUAUUGAGGCUGCCAUCCUGGUCAGGGACUUGCCAGUUACCAAUUUCCAUGCGGCUCACCACGCUCUCCUGUAUGCUUAUGGGAUUGGAUGUGCCCUGUAUCUCCUGUCUCACUGUGUUACAUUUACAGACUUCUUUCCAUUUUCCUUGGUUCCUAAUAUAAGAUUGCACGCUGAUUCAGCGACUCCCUGACAGAAACACUAACAGUUUUUAUCGGCAAACUAGAGCUUCCUCCAGUUCUUGCUAUCUUUUUAAGCUUUUCCUCUCAGUAUAAACUGGAGAUUAUGUUCUACUCCUCUACAGCCAAUGUUAGUUCUGAGCACCAUAUACCUUAGCAUUUACAGCAAAUCCGAUAUUUUUGCAAUAGUACAUUUCCCUAAUAAUACAGAUUCCUUAACCUCAUUAGACUUUAAGCUUUGAAGACAGUGUGUCCCACCUAUAGGGUGUGACCAGUUUGCUCCACAUAGUUCCCCUGAACCUUAUUUUAGUUUCAGUUUUGUAUGUAGUUUUUACUCUGCUUUGUUCUUACUUUAAGCUUAUUGGAUAUGCCCAAAUUCAUGGGAAAUAAGACUAUUGAUGGUAGAAGUGGAUUUAGGCAUAAAUGCAAUAUCCUCACCACAUCACUCUGCAGCUUCACGUGGUAGUUUUAGUGUUAGGGUUUUUCCACGUGGAACGACUUCCUAGGCCAAGUUCAACCUAUGAAACAAGGCACCCCACACAGCCUAAGUGUGGGAUGCCAGCUCUAGAUUUUGCACUUGAUAUUCUCUACCAAAGUCUAUAGUUUACUUAUAAAGAAGCAUGAACUGUUAAGAAGACCUUUUUAAACUGCCAUGUCAGACCCUGCAGGUGAAGCUAUCUUCUUGUGUGUCUUGUAGUAGUAUCCACAGGGAGUUGGCUUCCAGAUGAAAUACCAAUGUGCAUUUCUUUAAAAACAAACCGUUGUGAGUGAUGUUUAAAAUAAAUGCCCACAGAGCUAGGGUAGGCGAUUGAUAUUUAAUAACUGGCCUGUUGCAAACCCGCCUUGGGAUGAAGUGCUGCUGUCUACAGCAGGAAAAACAAAGGGGCUGUUUUACAGGGUGGUCCUCACCUCUCCCCGGUGCAUGCUGAGAUUCUAAAGUGAGCCUGCACCUGCAUUUUCUUUUCCAUGAGAAUGAAAGCAUAGCUUUAAUUCUGUUCUUGUAGUUUUCCCAAUCCAUGUGCCUCACAGCAGGGUUGUGCCUUUUUUAUUUUAAUUGCUGUCAUAUAUGAUCUUUUGGCAGUAUUUCCUGACUUACUAAUUUUGCUUGCAGUUAGGGAAUAUGUGGACUGAGUGAAUCACAUGCUGCCCAGCAAAGCAGGCUCUCGAAAAAGUUCUCCCUAAAAUUCUUAACUGGGUGUCUGCUUUCCUUGUUGGUAUUACAUGAACCAGACAAGAAACCUCCCAAGAAAAAUGGGAUCAUGUGAGUGCCUGGCAGUCGAGACUGGGAGCCACUUGUGUUUUUCUGGUUUGCUCUGGUUAUCACUUCUUAUUAAUCCUUAGGGAGUUUACUAUUUAAAAUCACCAGGUCUGUUCCACCAAAAUUUAUGGCAAGAAUUAUAUAUUAACUGAUAAAUUCAAUUGAAUAAUUAUGACCAAGACUUGAAAAUACAUUUAGAAUAAAUUCAGGGCUUCCUCUUCAUGGACAUUACAUUAUUAACAAGCAUGGCCAAACACUGAGCUGCUGAAGAUGCCCGGCCAGGCUUGCUUCCUGAGCUCUAGUGGAGUUGCUCUUUACUCGGUGGGUUCUAACAUAUGUUCUGGUUUCAAAAUACACCUCAAUUAUUCUAAGUUGAGUUGUGUCCAGCCCUUAUUUAGUGAAUCAUCCCACCUGCUUCCUAUCCUUAGUAGGUUCUGUGGAAAUAUAUCCAGUUGGGUUUGACAUAGCAACAAUUGUUAGGUAGCAUGGUCUGUCUCAGUGGCUUUCUGCUCCACUGCUGGCCUUGUCAGCUUACACUGGCGGGGUCUUGUCUGGAAGGGCUAUCAGCCAUCACAGUUGAGUAGGUACAGAGAAGCCGCUCCAUAGAGAUUCAUCAGAUAGCCGAAACCUUGUGUAAGAGUUGCACCGACUUCUCGGGCAUUCUAAGAUCUUACAUCCUCAGCCACUUCUCCAGGUAAAACAGCAUCCUCCACAAAGUAAUAAAAGGAAAAGGAAUCCUUUACAAACUCAAGAAAUAUUCACAGUAGUGGAACCUCGUGGCUCACACUGCCUGUGAGCAUUUCAGGGAGAUGUUAGGAUAUUUAUCUUAUUUCUCUCUUUCAGACGGACCUUUAAAGCUAUAUUGCUUAUGUAGAGGCCAGUUAUAUUAAGAAAAAUCAUUUACAAGUGAAAUGGAGGGAGGGCAUCCCACCUCCUUGGAGAGGCAGGUAAACGCAGUGGUGGUGUAGCCACCGAUGAGCAGACUAACAUACCGCUUUAAAACGCAUGUUUUUAUCCAAUAUUCUACUGAGGAAGAAAAACUACUUCCAUUGUUAAUUGGGCAGGGAAUUGAUCUUCCUGACAAACAAAACAAUACUCACUCUAAUAUAGCAGUAGACAAAAGAUAAAACAUUUAGCUUGUUCCUGUAGAGAGUUACUGUGGGAAGGAUGGGUUUUAUAUACACUUUGUAUUGUUUGAGAAUGAAAGACAUUGCUGUAAAUAAGCAAAGGGAUGGUUACAAACUCAAAGCUUCAAGAAAGUGUAAAGACCCUUUCACCAUGGCUUACUGUUCUAUACCAGUUAAACAACUCCAAAAACAUUUAUCUUUUUUUCCGCAAGCUUAAAUAUAGGAAGGCUAAUUUAUAAGUGUUUGAUGGGUUCAUACUCCAUAAGCAUUUUCUAGUUUUCUUCAUCGGCCUCUCUCAUCCUCUCAUAUAAUCUCAACCUCUUACCCUUUUAAAGAAAGCAUCCUGUAAGGAAAAUAAUUUGCAGUGAGUGUGUGUGUAUGUGUGUGUGUGUGCACACUCAGGUGUGAGUGUCUGUAGUAGUGGAUCUGGACAAAAGAUACAAUUUGUUGUAUUUUACUUCACUUCUGGCACAAAGACAUCAUAUUUAGUUGCUUUUUAAAGAAAUUUCAGAGAUAUGGAAAGGUUCUUCAUGUGCUAACGUAUGCAGUUCUGCAACACCUGUUUAGUUGACUCUGUCACAGUCUCCUUGUUUGCUGUGUCUUCAUUUGCUUAAUGAAUUGCGUGGAAAAGUCACUGUGAUGCAGUGUGUGGGGUGGGGAAAGGGUGUGGGAAAUGUUUUAUGGGGGAAAAAUUAUAAGCCUAAUACUAUGAAGCAACACCUAACGAAGUUCUGUUUAAGUGCAAUAUAUUUAUUUCUGCCAGAAAUGUAUUAUCAACCCUAUGUAAUAUUUGAAGCAUAACAUGUUAUUUGUAAACAGCUAAAAUUAUAUAUUAUCCCAAAUUGUACAGAAA
This is a messenger RNA of Meriones unguiculatus (Mongolian gerbil), 6274 nucleotides long. It is a transcript of the gene Tbx20, whose product is annotated as T-box transcription factor 20. Lineage: Eukaryota; Metazoa; Chordata; Mammalia; Rodentia; Muridae. Gene Ontology annotation, molecular function: RNA polymerase II cis-regulatory region sequence-specific DNA binding; DNA-binding transcription factor activity, RNA polymerase II-specific. Gene Ontology annotation, cellular component: nucleus. Bases 495 to 1832 code for a protein of 445 amino acids. The record is from RefSeq and is a predicted model, not a curated record. The transcript is spliced from 8 exons. Gene Ontology annotation, biological process: cell fate specification; regulation of transcription by RNA polymerase II; vasculogenesis.